CUAAGGCCUGAGGAGGAAGCCAUGCUGUGGGCUCUCGCCCUCCUUCUAGCUUUCCUGGCUCCUGCCACUCAGGUGUCUUCCAACUUGGAAGGGACACAGAUGUCAGUCACCAGGCAAGCUGGGUCAUCUGCUGUGAUCACUUGUGAUAUUAAACAAAGCAACGACUAUGUCCACUGGUACCGAUACCAGGAGGGGACGGCCCCACAACGCCUUCUCUACUACCAGCUCUCCAGCUCAAAGUUUGUGAUGGACUCAGGGUUCAGUUCACAGAAAUACCAUGCUUAUGCAGGCACAGGGAAGACCUGUGAACUUUUAAUCAAAAUUCUAGAAGAAAGUGAUUCUGGUGUGUAUUACUGUGCUGUCUGGGAGAAGCACAAAAAUUGCUGGAGCAAGAAAUUUGGAGAAGGGACAAAGCUCACAGUAAUUCCCUCUGAUAGACGCCUUCCAGCAGACAUUUCCCCCAAGCCCACCAUUUUUCUUCCUUCAAUUGCUGAAAUCAAACGCCACAAGGCUGGAACACAUCUGUGUCUUCUUGAGAAUUUUUUCCCAGAUGUUAUCAAGGUAUAUUGGAAAGAAAAGAAUGGCAAUAGAAUUCUGGAAUCCCAGGAGGGAAAAACCAUGAAGACCAGCGACACAUACAUGAAACUCAGCUGGCUGACCGUGACUGAAAGGUCAAUGGAUAAAGAACACAAAUGUAUCGUCCAACACGAGAAAAAUAAAGGAGGGGUUGACCAAGAGAUUCUCUUUCCUUCAGUGAAUCAAGUUGUCGCCUCAAUGACCACUACUAUUGCUCCUACAACGGCUGCUACGACAGAGGAAAGGAUUGCCACCUCAAAGGCCACUACUGUUGGGUCUACAACGGCUUAUACGACAGAGGAGAGCAGUAAGUCAUUGUCUAUGUUUGCCUAUGUUUGGUAG
Equus quagga is the source of this 918-nucleotide messenger RNA. RefSeq lists its product as uncharacterized. The record is from RefSeq and is a predicted model, not a curated record. Bases 22 to 918 code for a protein of 298 amino acids. The transcript has 7 exons. Lineage: Eukaryota; Metazoa; Chordata; Mammalia; Perissodactyla; Equidae.